AGGUCCUCUCCAUGAAGGAUAACUAGACGCUACCACAGUCACAGUGAGAUUCGGAGUCAGCUGACCAGCUCCAGCAGCUUUCUUUUUUUUUUGGAAGAGACAAAAAAAAACUUUAUUUAAAAAGUUGUAAAGCAGACAUCAAUAGACAACAGACAACAGCUCUGUUCUGCAGGGAGGGCUGAUAACGGCAGCUCACACAGACGAAGCAGGCACAGGAGGAAAGGGGCAGCGGAGACGUCACCUGAAGACCAGCCAUGGAGGUCCAGGUCCUGGAACAUAUCCGGCACUCGCUACUGAGUGACAGAAACAAAGACCUGAUCAUAGACAAGCUGCUGAGUCUCACCAUGGAGAUUAUCUGUCUGCUGACUAGAGAGGAUUUCAUUGUUGUGAGAAAGUCGGGUGACCAGGUGACAGACAUCAGCGGCCCCCCUGUGUCAGACAGAAGCAGCGGCACCCAGAGCCCAAACAUAGAGGCUCCGCCUCAUGCGCCAACAGUGGAGCGGAACCGUGACAGGAAUAUCCAGCCACCUACUGAGGUAUAUCACAGAGAGACAGGAAAGGUGCCUGGGAAGUGUAAGGAUGUGGAGGUCUCGUUCUCUGUGACAGAGUGGGACUAUUCAGGCGGACACAAUGACGUUGUAAUGGACCCUCCGCAGCUGCGUGACUCAGUGGGUGAGUGUAGCUCUAGAAGCCCCCCAGGACGAUGUGAGACCUCUCUGUACUCUGGGGAUUAUAUAAAGGAAGAGAACCGGAUUGUCAUAGAGGAUUAUCAGGAUGAGCCGGGACACGGGGUAUAUCACCCGCAGUGUAAGGAAGAGGAGCCCGUCCCUGAUCCCACCAACUCAGGUGGGUGCAGCUCUAGAAAUCCCGCAGACCCCUGUGAGACCCCUCUGUACUCUCCGGGCUGUAUAGAGGAAGAGAACAGGACUGUGACACAGGAAUAUCAGGAUGAGCCGGGACACGUGAUAUAUCACCGGCAGUGUAAGGAAGAGGCCGUUCCUGCUGAGAUCAGCCCAGGUGGGUGCAGCUCUAGAACUCCGGCAGACCCCUGUGAGACCCCUCUGUACUCUCCGGGCUGUAUAGAGGAAGAGAACAGGACUGUGACACAGGAAUAUCAGGAUGAGUCGGGACACGUGAUAUAUCACCGGCAGUGUAAGGAAGAGGCCGUUCCUGCUGAGAUCAGCCCAGGUGGGUGUAACCCUACACACCCCGCAAACCCAUGUGACACCCCUCUCUAUACUCCGGGGUGUAUGGGAGAAGAGAACAGGAUGAUCAGCCAGGAUUAUCAGGCUGUGCCAGGAGAUGGGAUGUGUUAUCAGCAAUGUAAAGAAGAGGACGUUCCUGCUGAGAUCAGAUCAGGAACUGAGGCCGGUGUAGAGCUGGAUGCUGGUGAUCAUCGGGGGCUGCAGGAAUUCCUCCCAGAGUCCAGUGCAGGUCCGCACGCCUCCUCACACUAUCCUGAGAAGACGCAUCAGUGCUCGGAGUGUCAGCAAUGUUUCCCUAAUCAUUCAGCCCUCGUCACCCAUCAGCAAAUGCACAGCGCCAGUAAUCUGUAUAGGUGCUCUGUUUGCGGGGUGCGUUUCUGCUCCAGAUUGGCUCUUACCGCCCACCAGCGAUGUCACACCAAGGACAAACUGUUUCACUGCUCUUACUGUGGGAAAUCCUUUCAUCAGAGGUCUCGUCUUCUCUACCAUAAAAGGACUCACACCGGGGAGAGACCAUUUGCAUGCCUAGAGUGCAGAAUGUGCUUUGCCAGGAGGUCUGCCCUUACUAAGCACCAGCGGAUUCACUCUGGCGAGAAGCCGUUUAAGUGCACGGAGUGCGGCAAAUGUUUUGUCCAGAAAGAUGAUCUUGUCAAGCAUCAGCGCACUCACACCGGGGAGAGGUCGUUUUCAUGCCUGGAGUGCGGGAGAUGCUAUACCAGCAGUUCUUCCCUUACUUUGCACCAGCGGAUUCACUCUGGCGUGAAACCUUAUCAGUGCAUGGAGUGCAGCAAAUGUUUUGUCCAGAGAUCUGACCUUGUCAGGCAUCAGCGCACUCACACCGGGGAGAGGCCAUUCUCAUGCACGGAGUGCAGCAAAUGCUUUGUACAGAAAGGUGACCUUGUCAAGCAUCAGCGCACUCACACCGGUGAGAGGCCGUUUGUGUGUUCCCAGUGUGGCCGCUGCUUUUCUCAGAGCUCCCAUCUCUACCAACAUCAUGAAAGAGUUCACAAAGUUCUAGGUGAAUAAACUGCCCAUUACAUCCAAAACAAGACAUGUUUACGAACUGGAAAUAUAAAAGUGGACCUCUUUUCCUGCCAAAUGCAUUAUAAGGUGCAGGCCUACGUUCUGGUCCUGUGCAUGUAGAAGGUGCUGUGUCCAGUGAUGAAUCCACCUAAAAAUGUCCAUAGUGGUUACAGUGAAACCAUCGCAUGAAUUACUUCCUGGUUUGUGUUAUAUUAGGUAUGAGAGUGAUGGGACGUCGGAACUGUCUUAUUACAUCUGUGACUUUUCUGUGUAUGAAUGUAGUGAUUAAUUCAUUAUCCCACUAGAAAAGAACUACUGAAAGGUACAAUGGGGGUCAUUCCGAGUUGAUCGCUAGCUGCAUUCGGUCGCUGUGCAGCGAUGAGGCUAAAAAAGGCACUUCUCAGUGAUCGCGCUGAGACCAAAAAAAAGUGGGUCCCAGGGACCCCUCACUUGUAAAAAUUGGGGUCCUACUUGUCCUUUUCUGGGUCCCAUCGGAAUGAAGGUUUUAAUUAGUCUAAUUAAUGAUUCAAACAUAAAAACACAAACUUGAUUUGGACACUACAAAAGGGGUGCAAGGGGGAGGAUGGGGUGACGAUGCUGCUGGGCUGUGUAGCAUACAGGACACCCCGCACUUUAGAUGUAAUUAGACAUUUUGGUGACCUUGUGGCAGAAAGAGAAUUGGUUCUCCCACACUGAGACUGAAAACCGCGACAGUGCGAAUUUUUUAGGGGCGUAGCUUCGUGGGGAAGGGGCGUGGUCACAUAAUAGUACCAAUUCACAUUAUUCCACACAGUAGUGCCGCUUAUACACAUUGCACCAGGUAGAACCUCCUAUACACACUGAGCCAAGGAGAGCACGUUAUUCACAUUGCACCAGGUAGAGCACGUUAUACACACUGCGCCAGGUAGAGCACGUUAUUCACAUUGCGCCAGGCAGAGCACGUUAUUCACAUUGCGCCAGGUAGAGCACGUUAUACGUAUUGCGCCAGGUAGAG
Pseudophryne corroboree (corroboree frog) is the source of this 3222-nucleotide messenger RNA. Its product is annotated as oocyte zinc finger protein XlCOF7.1-like. The transcript is spliced from 14 exons. Gene Ontology annotation, biological process: regulation of transcription by RNA polymerase II. The coding region runs from base 255 to 2231 and encodes 658 amino acids. Lineage: Eukaryota; Metazoa; Chordata; Amphibia; Anura; Myobatrachidae. The record is from RefSeq and is a predicted model, not a curated record. Gene Ontology annotation, molecular function: DNA-binding transcription factor activity; RNA polymerase II cis-regulatory region sequence-specific DNA binding.